AUGGCGGCCCAGAUUGCAGCAUCAUUGGCAUGCCCGACCAUUUCUGCGGCCAAGCAGUGCCAGCUCCAUGGCCAGACAGCCAGGCCAGCAGGCAGGAUCUUGGCGGGCCGUGUUCCCUUCCUGCAGGGCCAGAGUCUGCGUGCCUCAACAUCAGCUCACCGUGCACAGAGGCAGCAGCGUGACAACACAUGCAAAGCAGAGUACAGGCUGCCACUUGUCGGGGGAGAGGCACCGGACUUCAUAGCUGAGGCUGUGUACGACCAAGAGUUCCAGACUGUGACCCUCUCCCAGUACAGGGGCAAGUACGUGGUGCUCUUCUUCUAUCCUCUGGACUUCACAUUCGUGUGCCCCACAGAGAUCACAGCCUUCUCUGAUCGCCAUGGAGAGUUUGCCAAGCUGAACACAGAGAUCCUUGGAGUUUCAGUAGACUCUCCCUUCUCCCACCUUGCCUGGGUCCAGACAGACCGCAACCAGGGCGGUGUUGGUGACCUUACAUACCCACUGGUGUCCGACCUGAAGCGCGAGAUUGUGCAGAAGUACAAUGUGCUGACGCCAGAAGGUGUUGCCCUCCGUGGCCUCUUCCUCAUCGACAAGGAGGGCGUCAUCCAGCACGCCACCAUCAACAACCUGGCAUUUGGGCGCAGCGUGGAUGAGACACUGCGCAUCCUGCAGGCCAUCCAGUAUGUGCAGGAGAAUCCCGAUGAGGUCUGCCCGGCUGGCUGGAAGCCCGGUGAUGUGACAAUGAAGCCCACUCCCAAGGACUCCAAGGACUACUUUGCUGCUCUCUGA
Coccomyxa subellipsoidea C-169 is the source of this 789-nucleotide messenger RNA. RefSeq names its product thioredoxin-like protein. The transcript is spliced from 7 exons. Bases 1 to 789 code for a protein of 262 amino acids. Gene Ontology annotation, molecular function: thioredoxin peroxidase activity. The record is from RefSeq and is a predicted model, not a curated record. NCBI's taxonomy places the organism in Eukaryota, Viridiplantae, Chlorophyta, Trebouxiophyceae, Coccomyxaceae. Gene Ontology annotation, biological process: cell redox homeostasis; response to oxidative stress; cellular response to stress.